Molecule: messenger RNA, 11695 nt
Organism: Epinephelus lanceolatus (giant grouper)
Lineage: Eukaryota; Metazoa; Chordata; Actinopteri; Perciformes; Serranidae
Product: RNA-binding motif, single-stranded-interacting protein 3
Cellular component (GO): ribonucleoprotein complex
Molecular function (GO): RNA binding
Source: RefSeq, a predicted model, not a curated record
GCUAAAGACCCUCCUACCGGCUGGGCUGGAGAAGGAGGAGGCAGUCUGCUCUGCUUGCAGCCUCGGACGAGCCCCCCUUUACCGCCCUGUCAGUGUGGAGGAGAAGGAGAGAGACAGAGAGAGACAGAGAGAGAGAGAGAGAGGCUGAGUGAUAGAGAAAGCGCACGCGAGAGUAAGAGAGAGCAACUGUGUGACAGAGGGAAAGAGAACGAGGCAGGCUGCUUAGAGGAGUGAGAGAGCCAAGGACGAAAUAAGGAACACAUUUUACAAGUGCAGGAAGAGGGAGGAUCGCAGACGAGGGACUCCUUCUCUGCUGGGCACCUGGGACACAGUCACUGUGGGGUUUUAUUCUCCCCACUCGUCUUCUAUCUGGAAACCCAGUGGAUUGACUAACCAACCGGUGGAUUUUUUUAAUACACGAUUGUGCCACAUCAUUUAGAAACUGGGAUCAUUCCUCUGUGUUAUCUUCCCUCUCGCUGGCUCGGCCGCUACAGACUGAGAUUGCUUUCUGUGUCUGUUCUCGGCUCUCGUGUUGUGAUUCUGCUCCGUGCACAAAGUGCAUCUGUCGGCAACCGGUGCUGGAGAUAUCUCCCCUCUGUCAAACAGGACAGCACGCAGCCACCGUCGGAUCAGACUACAGAGGAGAGAGAGACAGUGUGUGUAUGUAAGAGAGAGAGAGAGAGGGGCAGUGAGAGAGAGAGAGAGGGGCAGUGAGAGAGAGAGAGAGUCAGAUUCACAGUGUGUCUGAGAGAGAGGCAGAUUAAAGCCCAGGCGAAAGACUGGAGUGAAACAGCUCAAAACGAGAAGUGAACCUAUACAUCCUCUCCCGUUUUCCUUGCCAUCCCUUUCCUCCUCCUCUCCUCCUCUUCUUCCUUCUCCCAUUUUCCAACAUUCACAGGACUGCCAGAGCUACUGCCACCUGCACCUCUUCACGUCUUCUCUUCCCUCUUCUUCCUCUACCUCACCCUUAUCACGCGUUACUAUCCGAUACCAGCCACUGACGGACACGGCGCUCUUGGUUUCUAGCACUUGUGGAAAUAUUUCCAUUGAUCCAGCAGUGAGAGACUGAGUGAGCAUCCGAUAACUGAGGCUCCGGACCGGUGAGGAGCUUCCCCAUCAGAGGCAAACCUCCUCCCAGCUGCUGUCCGGCACGCAGUCCCUGUCUUCUCCCUGGAGAGCCGGCUAGCGUCACAGUGGUGCGGACAGCAAAGACAGGAAUCGCACAGCCCCUCCGCUGCCUCUUUCCCAUUGCUAGCUACUUGGCAGCUUCCACCCUGUGUCACCAUUCCCUGCCUCAGUGCUAAGGAUUCCAGCUACAUGGGCAAGCGAUUGGAGCAGCAGCCAAUGUACCCUCAGUACACCUACUACUACCCCCACUAUCUCCAGACCAAGCAGCCCUAUGCUCCACCCCCUCAUCCCAUGGCUCCUCCCAGCCCUAGCACCAACAGCUGCAGCCAGGGAGGGGCGGAGCAGCUCAGUAAGACCAACCUGUAUAUCCGAGGCCUGCCGCCUGGGACCACUGACCAGGACCUCAUCAAACUCUGCCAACCGUAUGGAAAAAUAGUGUCAACCAAGGCCAUUCUGGAUAAGAACACCAACCAGUGCAAAGGCUAUGGCUUUGUGGAUUUUGACAGCCCAGCUGCAGCACAGAAGGCCGUGUCGUCUCUCAAAGCCACCGGGGUGCAGGCCCAAAUGGCCAAGCAACAGGAGCAGGACCCCACCAACCUGUACAUCUCCAACCUGCCAGUGUCUAUGGAUGAGCAGGAGCUGGAGAACAUGCUGAAGCCCCUGGGUCACGUCAUCUCCACGAGGAUACUGAGGGAUGCCAACGGGGUCAGCAGAGGAGUCGGCUUCGCCAGGAUGGAGUCCACAGAGAAAUGUGAAGUAGUGAUACAGCAUUUCAAUGGAAAAUACCUGAAAACCCCGCCAGGCAUUCCAGCUCCCACGGAGCCUUUGCUGUGCAAAUUUGCCGACGGAGGGCAGAAGAAACGCCAGAGCCAGAGCAAGUACCCUCAGAACGGGAGGCCGUGGCACAGAGAAGGCGAGACUGGCAUGGCGUUAACAUAUGAUCCAGCUGCAAUGCAGAAUGGGUUCUACUCCUCACCUUACAGCAUCGCCACCAACCGCAUGAUUGCACAGACCUCCAUCACGCCCUUCAUCGCUGCUUCCCCCGUUUCCACAUAUCAGGUCCAGAGUACGUCAUGGAUGCCUCAUCAACAAUAUGUUAUGCAACCUACAGGUGCAGUGAUCACGCCAGCCAUGGACCACACUAUGUCCAUGCAGCCUGCCAGCAUGAUGGGCCCUCUCACCCAGCAGAUGAACCAUCUGUCCCUGGGCACUACAGGAAGUUACAUGACUGCUGCAGCUGCCGCGGCGCCUAUGCAAGGGACCUACAUUCCCCAGUACACUCCUGUGCCUCCAACAGCCGUCCCUGUCGAAGGAGUGGUGACGGACGCCUCCCCCCAGACAGUGGCUCCCUCGUCACAGGAGGUGGCUGGCCAGCAGCAACAGAUCCAGGUGGAGAGUGCUGCCGACCACGUUCCUGCUUACUCAUACCAGUCCAAAUAGCAACGGCCUGAGCGAAUGUUCCUGUGACAGCGUUGCCUUGAGACAGAAGGUGGCUGCACUGUGAAUGUGAGGAAAAGAGAAAAGAAAGAGAUUGCUUCCAGAUUGCCCAGGCACCAAAAAAGAGACACUUUUUUCAUUUCCUACCUGGCCUAUGAUUAAAAAAGAAAAAGAAAAAAAACAACAAUGCAAGAAGGAGGCAAAGAGUGCUGAGGAAGGGGAUGAGAAAAUUGCUGGGCACAGUGCAAAGAAGUGAAAUUGUUUAGUCUGGGAACCUGCCUGAAGGGCUGGGCUGAAGCUUGAAAAGUUUCUCAAAGAAAAUUCUCAACCAAUUAAAAAAAAAAAAAAAAAAAGAAAAAAACAAACAAAUAGAAAACGACAAAAAAAAAGGUUGAAUGCGCAGGUAGGUGAUGAAGUUUAUUUUGUAAUUAGAAAAGGGGAGUCAAGUUUGAGAUACACACAGAGAUUGUCUUCCUCAGAUAUUAAGCUACAAUUUCUUUUCACUCUUUUUUAUGUUCUAGUGUUAAAUUUUAGUUUUCUAGAUAUAUUCAAAAACAAAGUGUUUUUUCUUUCUUGAAUCUUCAUGGCCUUAAUUUGAAGGGCGGCAGAAACUUUUUACAGAGUUAAAGUCUGACGUCAGGUUAGGAAAAAAAAAUAACAAACGAAAUCAGUCUCUUGGACCACACGGAGGGUACAAGACACUGGCUGAGUUGUUCUAAAGAGGAAAAAAGAAUCUAUCACAUAAGCUGUACAGAUUUAAUAGAGAAGAGCUUUUUUUCUUUUCUUCAUUAGAAGAAAACUUUGAUAAUUAUUAUGUCAGAGGUAACUAAGUGUCAGAAGAAAACAAAAUGUCUGUUGGGGUAAAAGACUUGUGGGUGGGGAGAAGAAGCUUUGAAGAGAUUUUUCACAAUGAGGAAAAAAAAAAAGAAAACAUUAAGAAAACAUGCUGCAUUGUGGAUGCAGUCUGUUGCAAAUGCUGAACUUGUUUUUUAUUAUCAUAAUUAUUAUUUUACAUGGCAAAGUUGCUGUCAAUGACAUUAGUGCUUUUUAUCUGCCACAUUUUACCUUUUUUAUGAGCUUUAAGAUGUUUUUAGCCCGCUUUGCUUGUCACACUGCGAAAAGAAAAAAAAAAGAAGAAAGAAAAAAAAUGAUAAAAUGAACAAAAAAAAUUAUGGAAAAAAUUCUGGCAGUGAAAUAAAAACAGUAGAUUCAGUAGGAGCUUAACGGUUUAAACCAAUCAGUGCAAAAGCAAUAGAAGAAAUUGUUGACAAUUUCUGUAGUUCUUUCCUAGUUGUGGAUCAAAUGCAGCCCAUGGAUGGCCAUUUUUAUACCAAAGAUGAAGAGACACUCUGAACCAGAGUUUUGUUUUUGUUUUUUUUUUGUUUUUUUUUUGUUUUCUUUUCCUUUUCAUUUUUCAGUUUGAUUUUGUUGUUGUUGAUGUUGUUGUUGUUGAUGAUGUUAAUGUUGAUAUUGUUGUUGUUGAUGUUGCUGUUGUCGUUGUUUUUUUUAUUUGACCUUGAUGGCCGGACCAGUCCUUACUAUCCUUCUUAGCAUCUUUUUCACCGGGUUUAAGCUAGUUUUCCACGGUUGUCCAAGCUGUCACACACACACACACACACACACACACACACACACACACCACACACAAACACACACACACAGAUACAUAUCUCAACAUGCAUACACUUACUGUACAAACUCUCACACACACACACACAUCAAACAGUAUUUAAAGUGUGAUGCAACCAGUGGCAGUCCUACCAAAAGUCCUUUAUCUUCACCUCCUCUUCUUCUUGUCUUUUGGUUUCAUUAUAUAUGUCUCAUUACGAUGCUUUCACACACCGUGGGUGCAUUCCACCUCUCUCUAUCUCUCAGAUCCUGCAGGGAAAACUUUAGGAAACAGAUUGGGGAAUGUUGCUUGCUACGCUCCGUGGUUGUCGAUACACUGCUUCCAGCUUUGUCCCCUUAGUGAUUUCUGUCUCUUUAUCUCUUCAAGUCAACCAUAACUAACUCAAACAUUUCUCAACAUACUGAGCUUCAGUGUUGAACUGGGAACCUCACUGCUGCUGCUGCUGCUGCUGCUGUUUGACCUCCUGUUACCCUCUGUCAUGUAUCACCAAACAUAGGUCACUUUUUUGAGUAUUUACCCACCCUGAAUACCAGUUGAGUGGUGUUUGCUGCAUUUUGUACAUCAGGUGAGUUGUUAGGCCCAAGAAGUGUACAAAUCAAAGCUUUUAGCAAUGAUUGCAUAAACUUUAUGGCACUUACUGACUUAUCGCAUUUGGCAGCCAAAGCAUAAUAAAACAACCUUGAAGAAGUUAUUGAAAUGCUUAAAAGAAUGAUUGAACUUUUUUGGGAUAUAUGCUUGUUCACUUUCCUCCUGAGAGUUAGAUCAGAGGAUUGACUUCACUCUCUCUUCUGUAUGGGAAAUAUGAAGUUAACGGCAGCUGGUUACUUAGCUUAGCACAAACAUCGGAAACAGGGGGAAACAGCUAGCCUGGCUCUGUCCGAAGGUAAUUAAAUCCACCUACCAGCAUGUCUAAAGCUCACUAACUAAAACAAGGUUACAAAGUCCUUCACAGGACACGGAUGCAGAAAAAUAAGAAGCAUACAGCCUUACACAGAAAGGACGCAUAAACAAAUACAGAGGACGCAAAUAAAUUACAGGGGCAGAUUGCUAGAGAUGGGUUUUUAUAUUUGAGGCCAGUCUCAAUAUUAAUUCUAUGAACCUCUGUGGAUGUGCGCUCCAUUGUUGGUUGCUUCCAUUUACCUUUUUAUUUACUUAGUUAUAUAUUAAUUGUGUUCAUUUACUUUCUCAUAAAGUUCUGGGGCAUCUCAUAUCUUUUCCCCUCCAUGUUCCAUCUCAGGUUCUGUAAAAUAAAUUUUGUCAGGUAUUUGUUAUUCAUAUUACCCUCUCCCAACAUGCUCUGUUUAUGUAUUUCAUUUUGUGGUCUAAAACGUAAAUUUUGCCACAAAGGGGUUUUUCACUCCUUCGAACUUGUACAGAUGAGCUUCCUGUCUGUGAAUUAUUUGAUGAACUGUAGGGAUAUUGGCAUACAAAAUAUUUAGAUUUAUUUUACAGCUUUACACAGAAAGGACGCAUAAACAAAUACAGAGGACGCAAAUAAAUUACAGGGGCAGAUUGCUAGAGAUGGGUUUUUCGAAGUAUUCAAAGCAGUUUAUGGACUCAUCUGAUCUAAAAGAGGGGGAGAGAGUUCUAGAAGGACAUGAUUAAUAUGUCAUAUCUUGUUUUUUAAUCUAUACAAAAAACUGAGAAUAAAAACGCCACCUUGUGGUGUUACAGGGGUUCACAUGCCGGAUUGUUUCUUGGCCAAAGGCAGUAAUUUACUGGUGUCUUGUCGUCAUCGUGAGCGUAAAGACCUCGACACACCAAACCGCAAUCAAAGAACUAGUACUGACGAAAGCCGACUUUUGCAUUAGCUCAUGUUCAGCCAAAAAGUUGCACUUGAACACAACACAAAGACAACAGCCAACAGCCCACUAGCAUGUAUGUUCUGUGCCUGCAUGUGAGGAAAUAACUUUCCAUAUAUGCAGGCAGAGGUAGUCUGUAUUCGUCAUUUAAAAAGGGUAACCAGCCUGACAGAUUCAAGAUGCUAGUUAGCCAGUUAGCACCUUAACAACACAACCCAAUGUUUAAAGAACAAAGCAUAUUUACCUUUGUUUCAUUUGUUUGUUUAAUAACAAACAUUUACAAACUGUUUCUGCUAAAGAGCAUAUAGUAAUGGCUAAAACACUUAAUCUUACCUCAUAAACAAGUUUGUUUCAACCUCAUUCCCUUUUUACCUUAGUUACCUAUUUGCUUUACUAACUUCUGUUUCUCUUUUCGUGCAAUGAGCUGAACUGCCAAUCAACAUGCUGAAUUUGCCGAAAUAAAGCCUACAAGGGCAGACUAGUGCCAACGGAGCAUGACACACCAUCACCAAAAGUAGGGCAACAGAUGCUCACCCACAACCCGCCACAGACCGAUGGCUGACCGUCUGCUUGGUGUGUCAGGGCCCUAAUAUUGAACCAGCAAGGAAUUACUGUGAAGUAAUGUGGCACAAUUCCUUUAAUACACAUCUGAACAGAGACAAGACUUGUUUGCAUUGUAAGACUACCAUCAGUCUGUGACACUAACAAGGCCAGGAAGAAGUGUGCUUAAAGGACAGUCUGUCUUGAAUGUUCCCUUGAUCAUUUGCCCGACACAAGCGGUGGAGGUCAGCACACCUGCGGGAACUAACUAGGCUCCUCACCAGCCAUAACAAGAUGUUGAUGGCAGUUCCUUCCCCUGCCCCACCUCUGAGUGUCAGCUACACCCCUGGUUGUCCCAGUUUGUUGCACAAACAACCCUGUCACAUCUUAUCCGGUCUUUCCAUCCCAGAGCUGUGUCGGGUUUUCAAUGAUUUCAUCUCAGAGGAUUGUCCCCAGAAGAAAUUGCCUGUGGGACAGCAGCCAUUUCUGCCCCCAUUACAGCAGACUCUGUGUGUCAGGAGCGCUGUGUGUCUGCUCUGUUCGCCCAUGCUUGCCCGCUCUGCCCCACUGUGGGGCUACGACGCUAAAAAGACCCCGUUUUUUUCCCUGCUUCACUGGCACCAUUAAUGUGCCAUGGCCAAGCCAGGCUCCUUUUGCUCUCAUUUUCCCUCAUUCACUCCCUCUUUUCUCCCCCUCCUCUCUCGCGCUCUCUCUGAGGUUUCUUCUCUUUAUUGGAUGGUGCACAAGCAGAACCACAAACCAAUUUCAGUCACUCUCGCAAUGAGGCUUGACGGGCCCAAUUUGUCUCCCUCCGGGGCAAUAGGAUCCACUCCAGUGUCCCUCAAAAGACCCCUUUCUUCCAGACAGAGAGGGAGCUUUUUGUUUGGUGACAAUUGCAAUUGAGCUCUUGCAGUUCAUGUGACUCAUUCAAAUCUAAGUCCAGCAGUGCGCUUUGGGGCCAUGAUGGCAUGUUGUGCACAUUACAGGCAAGCUACGUCAUCGUGCGUGGCAGUGUAUGUAACUAUUAAUCAAAUUGUACAUCGAGUGCCUUUUUACGAAGCUUCCAAAUGAUUCCAAAAAAAAGCACAUGGAAGAGCUUGCUUGAUUCAGUUGUGCUAAAGAAAUGCUACACAAUAUCAAAGCUACUCUAUGGUGCUAAAGAGGAAGCAUUCUCAGGCUUGUGCCUUCAUUGUGUUCACUGAUCUCUGUGACAAGCCGGCCACUGUUGAUCAUUUGGCCAUCAGCUCUCUCCUAACAGGCCACCUGUCCGCUUGACGACACUCAAAAGAAACAGGCACACAGGUUCCUGAGGUGAACUGCACCUUUAAAAGCCAUACGUACAUUUUCUUUUUCCUCAGUGUGUAUUAAUACCUGCUGUUUAUUCUUAUCUUCCAUCUACCAACGGAGGUCAAAAGCCAAAUGUGUCGUUCUAACCGUCUCUCAAUGACCGUUCAGCUGUUUAUUGUACAAUCAAAUCAGCACCUGCCCUUCUCCUUUCAUCUCAUCUGCCACUCAACAUCUGCUUGUACUCUCCUCCAGGCUGUGAUCUGCUCUUAUCUUCCCAUAAACAAGCCGCAUUACGGUCUUUAACGGCUAACAACUGACAAACGUUGAGUUUUAGAGCUCCCUGGACUUCCCCCAUGCCGCUUAUCUGUUCGUCAUUGUCACAUCAACUCGCUAGGUUCCAUCCCUGAGUCAUUUUAAGUGUGAACAGAGCUGCUAAACUACAACAUUACCAGUUUUAAGCUAGUAUGUGUGUGUCAGUGUGCGUGCAUGAAGAGUUCUUCUACUCGACAGUACAACUUCUAGCGAGGUUGUGAAUCCAGCGUAGCUAUAGCCGAGUUCUCUAGACUUUUACAGCUGCUGUUUUAUAGAGUAGAGGAGACAUUUUUGAAGCUUAAUAGGACUCAUAAUGCAGGAGUUGCACAUCGGAAAGCAGAGCGUCCCACAAAUGGCCUGAGAUUCAAUAGUAAUGGCAUUAUGGGAAAUAGGAUUACAAAUAGCCAAGAGAUUAUGGGAAAAAAUGCACAACAAAGAAUAUCAGCUCUGUUUUGCUAAUGGAGAUUCAAGACAGAAAAAAGAGAUGUUAAGGCAGGUGUUUGCAUUUGGUGUGCGCUACCAAUAUUUCACAGAGAUCUGAAAGAACCGACUGAACAAACAGAAAAUGGCUUUUUCUUAAUAGCACAAUGGCAUAAUGUAUCUUUUUAGAAUACCAGUACCUUUGCGGAAGUGUACAGAAGGCAUGUCUGCAAUUUUAAGGAGGCUGUAGCAGAAACGCUCUGCUCCCAGUCAGCCCAUGUGUCAGCACAAACCAGGAGCCAGCUAUACCAGGAGAGAAAGAGUGUGUGUGCGUGUGUGUGUGUGUGUGUGUGUGGGAAAGAAAGAGAGAGGGAUCAUUAGCUCCUGUUGCCGGGCAGAAGUGGUCAUAGCCUAGAGUUUCUCCAUCUUCAUGCAGCAGUAUGUCCUUUGUACAGGACUCCAGGAGGUGACCUUGCCUGACCCAUCACUAAUUAGCAACACUCUUUCUCUCCUAUCACACAUAGACAUACGCUUUCACUCCUUUUCUACCCAGUUGAUCUUCAUUUUCCACCUCUGCCAUACCUUACCACCACUUUCCAUCCAUCCAUCUGCAUUAGCUGCAUUCCCUCCUUCCCCCUCUUCAAGUCCACAUCAGCAUACCCUUCAGACUCCAAUCUGCUGCUCUCUUGAGGUAUUAGGAUCUCAAGUACUCUCAUGCCCCUUUUCCACCAACAUGGAACAGGUUCCGAUCCGGUUCCCGCACCUAACUUUGAAUCAGUCUGAACAUGUCGACCAAAAAUAAAUUGGUUUGGAGCCCAAAAUGUUGGUUCUCAGCUGGAACCAGAGAAUGACAGGUUUUUCUUGAAGUGCAAACGGUGACAACAUCAAUGGGCGUGUCAUAUUCUAUAGAUUGGAAAGAAAGAAAGGGCAACAAUGGAGAAGUCAAGUGCGAAAUUGUUGGGGAAUAGAGAGCAUGCAGUGGUCUCAUUAACCAUUGGUUCAUGCUUGUUUUUUUUUUUUUUUGCUAAAAACAAAUAUCUGUAAUAACAGAUGUGCAGUGUGCAAUGCCCUCUGUUGAUGACACAUCCUUGGUGACAAAGAUUCCGCUCCAAACUGGUGGAAAAGCACGCUAGUUGGUAGAUAGCACCAACGUUCCAAGAAUCCUGAACGGGACCAGUUCAAGAACCAGAGCUAAUUUGGUGGGAAAGGGGUAUUAGUGAAGAUUGGCCCGAGAUCCAGCGGCCCAUAUCACCAAAUUUGCAACAUCCUGGUCUCCUCAGGUGUCAGUUCUUUAAGGCAAGGUGCUUACUUCACUGCGUUCUCAAUCCGUCCAUAACUCACCUUUGUCACUGUCACAGGAGUGAACUCAUUAGAUGUAUCACAUGUCAUACUCAGUUGUCACAAGUCCUUUGAUGACAUUCUUGAUUAGAAUGGUGCCACUCAAAAAAGUGGGCUGGUUUGCUAGAUUCGAAACCAGUUCAAGAACCAGAGCGAAUUUGGUGGAAAAGGGGUAUUCGCGAAGAUUGGCCAGAGAUCCAAGGGCUUGUUUCACCAAAUGCAUCAUGAAAGCUGCGAUUUGAAUCAUGACAUCAUGUCCUUUAUUAAUUCUGACACAUUUUACUAAGAAUUUGUGAAACGUGGCGCUGACACCAGUUGCAAUCCAUGUCCAGGUGCUGCUCCAGAAUGACUACUGUGAAACAGGCUCAUGAAUUAUAGGCCAAGUUGCCACCAUCACAUUCAUUAGUUUCUGUUAGCAGGGACAGCAGGUUGGAGGUGUCCUUGUUGGGAUGUCAUUCACUUUGCUGAGUAAACCUGGGCCCUACUGGUGCUCUGUUUGACUACUUAAGUGUCAGGAUGUUACUGUUUGCUGCCAUAGUGCCAAACUGUGAAAGCAAAGUUUAUGCAAUCACAUAUUACACAUUUUAAGUGUCACAAUGCAGUAAAUCUCACUCAUCUGGUGCCCUGAGGAAGUGAAAGCAGAUGCUCAGAAUUGUUUUCCAACUUUUGUUCGAUACAGGAAAAGGAAGAAUUCUGUACAUUAAGAGCAAUGCGGGGAAAUGCAACCUUCCGUUCCCGUCAGUCUUCUGUGGAUAACUCCCACACUCUCUACAAAGUAAAUCUGAUCUCCUGUGAGCUUAUACCUUCUCUGAAAUACCUGAUAAACACAAAUCUUGAGACUUUACCCUCAUCCUGGUCUUAUCUGGUGUCAGUUUUUCAAGGUGAGGUGCUUUCUUCACUGUGUUUAUUUUUUAAAAAACAGUCUCCUCAAUCCGUCCCUAACUCACUGUUUCUCACUAUCACUGCCACCAUACUUAAAUCUGACAUGAUCCCCAAAGUAAUGUAUGCAGCGUGGCUUCCGCACUGUCACAGGGGUCAACUCAUUAGAUCUAUCACAUCUCAUACCCACUUGUCGCGAGGUUUCCCGUGAACCGAGUUGUAGCCAUUCCACAUUGAUUCUCGUGUGUUAGGAAAACAGUAGUUCAGAGUUACUCUCACAGCCCGUCUCCCACUGAGUGUAAAAGAGAACCGUGGCUCAAUAACUCAUCACAGACCAGCACAUACACACUCACACACUCUCCGCACACAUAAUGCAGUGGGAAAAUUGCUCAAACUGCCCCCCCACAAGAGCGAGGCCCUGUGCUUUUUAAUUGAUGCUUCGGUCCACCUUUGAUGAGAGCUAUUGAUUGGCCACACAACCCCAGGAGCGCAGCCAGCCAGCCAGCCAGCACAGCCCCUCGUGGAGUUCAAACAGCUCCCUGAGAAAUACAAAAUCCAACAAUCUCUAGGAAAUGGCCGACCAAAUUGUUUAGAGAUAGCCUGCACAGAAAGUGCGUUGGGCGUGGGAAUCGUUUACCAGAUUAAAAGAGGAACUAUUUAUUAGGACAGCAGAGCGGUUUUUAAUUUUUAUUUUAUUUUUUUUUUCUCUCUCUCUCUUUUUGUUGUUUUCGUUAGUUUUUCACUUUUCUUGGUUUCAGCGCCGAGGAGGACAUGGUCACGCCUCGCACACGCUGCUCAGUGUGUGUGAUCUUUGAGAAACUAUCUGUACAUCUGUGGAUGUUAGGAUUUGACUUGGGUUUUAUGAGUUGUUUUUUUUCUCUCUCUGAUGAAGCUUUCAAUAAAAAAACAUUGUGGAAAAAAA